AUGAGCAUAAAUACGAAUGAUGACAGUCAACACAGUUGUAGUGAACCAUUAACUCCACCACACAUGGUUGAAACGGCAAAAGCCGUUUCACUAAAUCUAUUGCCUGAAAAAUCAAAAGAAAGAUAUAUAUUGGCUUAUGAAAAAAUUUUAAAAUGGAAAAAAAUAAAUAAAACCAAAUCGUGGUCAGAAAAUGUGUUGCUUACAUAUUUUAGUAAUUUAUCUAAAGAAAUUAAACCGUCAACUCUGUGGUCUGUUUAUUCAAUGCUUAAAACCACUAUAAAUAUGAAACAUAAUAUUAACAUUGGUACUUAUCCAAAAUUACAAGCAUUUUUAAAGAGAAAAUCGACUGGAUUUAAAAGUAAAAAGUCCAAAGUUUUGACUUCAACCGAUAUAAAAAAAUUCAUAGACGAAGCUCCUAAUAUUCAAUACUUAGUAACUAAAGUAGUAUUGAUUUUUGGGAUAACUGGCGCAUGUAGAAGAGAAGAACUUAGCAAUAUUACUAUAAAUGAUAUACAAGAUUUUGGCUCAAUGUUACAUAUUAAACUUCCUUACACAAAAACAAAUUGUUCGCGGUCUUUUACUAUUGAAGGAGAGUUUUAUGAUAUUUUUAAGAAAUACAUAGAUUUAAGACCCGCAAAUGUACAGUCAGAUAGAUUUUUUUUAAAUUAUAAAAACGGUAAAUGCACCAAGCAGGUUAUUGGAAAAAACAAAAUUGGAAAUAUGCCCAAAGAAAUUGCAAAUUAUUUAAAUUUACCAGAUCCCCAAGCUUAUACAGGUCAUUCUUUCCGCCGAACUUCAGCAACAUUACUUGCCGAUUCUGGAGGUGAUAUUACAACGCUCAAACGCCAUGGUGGUUGGAAAUCCAGUCAAAUUGCCGAAGGUUAUAUAGAAGAUUCAAUAAACAACAAAAAAAAAAUAUUUAACCAGAUAACUGAGUCUAUAACUAAUCCAUCAUCAACACAAACCACAAAUGAUGUUAACUAUGGUGCAUCUACUUCAAAAGCCAGUGACGUUGAUGAAAAAAAAAAGAAACAAGUGUCAGCGGAAAUGUUUUCAAUAUAA
This is a messenger RNA of Macrosiphum euphorbiae (potato aphid), 1062 nucleotides long. The record is from the annotation of a GenBank genome assembly. NCBI's taxonomy places the organism in Eukaryota, Metazoa, Arthropoda, Insecta, Hemiptera, Aphididae.